Molecule: messenger RNA, 3081 nt
Organism: Pseudomyrmex gracilis
Lineage: Eukaryota; Metazoa; Arthropoda; Insecta; Hymenoptera; Formicidae
Gene: yata
Product: N-terminal kinase-like protein
Exons: 13
Coding region: 567-2912 (781 amino acids)
Biological process (GO): protein phosphorylation
Molecular function (GO): protein kinase activity; ATP binding
Source: RefSeq, a predicted model, not a curated record
GUGCAACAAUACAUGUGAAUAAGAAACAGUUGUGUGCGCGCACGUGUACGGUGUGUGAUGUGUGUAUAUAUGCCUCUGUGUACGUAUGUGUGUCGAAUCGUGCGCGCAUUUCUGACGUGAACAUGACGCGAACAUGACGCGAUUUUGUGGAAGAUAAUCGCCUUUAUGUGUGUGAGAGAAGUUUGCAAUAACUUUAAGUACAACAAUAUAAUAAACAAGAAAACAAAUGUAAAUAUAUACUUGCAUAUUUAUGCAAAACACACACAAGCUUGAUACAAUAAAUUGAGGAACGAUAAGAAUGUUUCGUGGAAAAAUUAUUUGGAUCUGUUGAGUGUAUACAUUUUCCUUGCGUCGCAAAUCUCUUGUAAUUAUUUUCUACAGGAAAAACUUUCGAUUCGAACAGUGUGAGAAUUUAUAGCAGAUGUAACAAAAGGCCCGUUGUGUUGAUCUGCAACUUUCGUUUCUGAUCUGUGACUGUCAGUGAUUGACUUGGUUAGUGAUGUCACUAAUAUAUCGCACUGAAAGUUGAGUAUAAUUUACAUAUACAGGUGAAGAGAAACUUCACCAUGUGGUCCUUCUUUUCGAGAGAUCCCGCCAAAGAUUUUUCAUACGAGAUCGGAGAACCCAUUCCAGGCUUGCAAAACAAAAGCAUAUGGACUUUACAUAGAGCUAAAAGAAAGGGUACCACAGCAGGUGAGGAUGUUUCGGUUUUUGUCUUUGAUAUUAAAAAUGGUGGAGAGCAGCAACUGGAUAUUGCUCGCGCUGCUGUAAAGAGACUUAAAACUCUCAGACAUCCGAGUAUACUUGCAUAUCUUGAUAGCCUUGAGACUGAAAAAAUGGUUUACUUGGCAACAGAGCGUGUAGAACCUUUGUACAAUCGUUUAACACAGAAAUGCAAUUCUGAAAAUGCAUCGAAAAAAGAAUUAUACUUCUCCUGGGGUAUAUUUCAAAUUACAAGGGCACUUAACUUCUUAAAUAAUGACGGAAAUUUACGGCAUAAUAAUGUCAAUCUGUGGACAGUGUUUGUUAAUGAAGAGAGCGGUGAGUGGAAACUUGGUGGAGUCGAAUAUAUGACAGCUGCUGAUGCGCCGUACAAUUCCUUACCGCCUAUUUUUCAAGUAUAUCAACCGCCAGAAGCCAAAGAAAAUGCAAAACUGGUAACUAAAUGCUCAGUUGACAUGUGGGGACUGGGCUGCCUGAUCUGGGAAACAUACAAUGGCACUCUCAACAUUAGUUCACAACUUAAAGUUACAGGCCAAAUUCCGAAGCAGAUAACAGCAGUGUAUCGAGAGCUCACGGGAGCUAAUCCGGAAGGAAGACCGAAUCCAGCGGAUGUGAUAGCGCGAUGCCGCACCAACGGUGGUUUCUUCAAGAACGAUCUCGUCGAUGCUCUGUUAUUCCUGGAGGAAAUCCAAAUGAAGGAGAGAGGUGAGAAAGGACGUUUCUUUUCGCAGCUGGCCGGUCAAUUGGAUUCGUUCCCGGAUGGUGUCGGUAGGUAUAAGAUCUUGCCGCAAUUACUGGCCGCCUUCGAGUUCGGUGACGCCGGAAGCGCGGUGCUGCCGCCACUACUGCAACUGGGUUCCCAGUUACCCGACGCCGAGUAUCAACGUCGAGUGGUGCCGUGCGUCGUCAAACUGUUCGCGUCAAACGAUAGAGCGACGAGAUUACGAUUGUUGCAGCAAUUGGACCGAUUUGUCGAUCAUCUGCAAUCGGCUACUGUCAAUGAAGCUAUUUUUCCCCAGGUAGCUAGAGGCUUCCUUGACACGAACCCGGCAAUUAGAGAGGAAACGAUAAGAUCAGUCGUACACUUGGCGCCAAAGUUAGAUUACAAUAAUCUUAACGUUGAGACUUUGAGAUAUUUCGCAAAACUACAAUCAAAAGAUGAACAAGGUAGUAUUCGCACAAAUACUACAGUUUGUCUUGGAAAAAUUGCUCAACAUCUUCAUCCCCAAAUAAGGCAAAAGGUUUUGAUCGGUGCGUUUAUUCGCGGGACUCGCGACUCCUUUCCUCCAGCUCGAAGCGCAAGCAUACUCGCUCUAGCUGCGACGCAGCAAUACUUCCUGCUGCAGGAAGUCGCGAGUCGCAUUCUUCCAGCUUUGUGUCCGCUCACCACGGACGUGGACAAAGGUGUGCGAGACAACGCAUUUCGGAUCAUCCGAGGGUUUUUAUCUAAACUCGAGACCGUCUCCGAAGAUCCUGGUCUUCGCGAAUCAAUGGAGGCGGAUGUAAAUACUGCGACACCGAGUCUCAGCAACGCCGCGGCUACGUGGGCCGGUUGGGCCGUUACAGCCGUUACAGCGAAAUUUUAUCGUAGUCAAUCGGACACGCCGAAGUCAUCGAAUCCUCAUAACACGUCUAGAAUCUUAUUAAAUAAACCCGCUUCCUUAGAACAAGCCAGCAGUUCUCAGAGCAGCGCCAGCACGACCGCUACAACGAGCAGCGCGACAAGCAUGACUUCUCUCGAACCCGAUCACGAACACGACACGCAAAACACGCAGAACACGAAUUCCGAUUGUGAUUGGGAUUGUUGGGAUGCCGAUAACUGGGGGGAUAUGGAACAGCAGCCAGCCACUGCGCCAUCAAUGCCAUUAAAUCCAGUCAGUGGUAUAUCGCCGUCCGGUCACUCGCCUAAAGCUAACGAACAUUGGACCAGCCUUGAGGAGGAACCGGAGGAAGAAACUAUUCAAAGUGUUCAAGAUAAAAACGAUUCUUCCGAGAUAGGAUGGGAAGAUACGGAUUUUCAGCCUCUCGAAGAUGUUCAGCCUUUGGAGCAACCAACUAUACCUAGCGGAAACAAUAAAUUCGAGGAAGCAAGAAGAAAAAGAGAGGAGCGCAGACUAGCUAGGCAAAAACAGAUGGAGGCGAAACGAGCAGUGAAAUUACGGGCCAAUCCAACUGCGAAAAAGAUUUAAGUAAAUAAAUUUUCAUGCCGUAUAUAUUAAUUAAUCAUUCUAUUGUACAUUAAGCGAAAUUAAAUAUUACGAAUAAUAAUGUGAUGAAAGUAUUUUCUGUAUCUAUAUGAUGACUUGUCUGACAUGAGAGAGAGAGAGAGGAGUUUAUCCAAAAAAAAAAAAUGUUUUC